GCUAAUGCUGGAAAGGUAGAACAAGUUACUGAUGAUUACAUGGAGGGAAAUACCAUACUACAAUUGGACGGAAUGAGGGGAAUUCAACCUGAAGGAGGAACACUUGUAAGGCCUCCUCCUAGAGGAGAUGGCACCAGCAACUGGACUGAGGAUCUGCAUCAGCAAGAUCCUAUUGAUGUUUCCAUGACAGAAGUCAAUAUGCAGUACAUUAUAAGUACACCUGUAAAGGAUGCUGUGGCUGAGAUGAUUAAUACAUCUGCAGAGAAUGCUAUGCUGGAGGAGAUUUCAGAUGCAGAGAUGAAGAAUGGAGAAGGUCCUCUGGGAACUUCCUCUCCACCCAGUGAGAUUGAGGAAAUGCAGGAGGCUGCUGAACUUAUGUAUAACAAUAAGAUCCACAAUAAGGUUAAUAAUGAAUCGCAGGAGCCUGCUAAUGCACCUGUGAUCAACAAUAGUACAGUUGAAGAGACCGACCAUGUACUCUUGAAGGACAAUUACAUGGAGGCCACUCAUAUUUAUCUUAAUAACAUAGCAGGUCAGGAAACUGUGAGUAAACCAUCAGGUGGUCCAGAAUCUUACAUGAUCUUGGGUGUAUCUUCACAUAAUGGUCAACUGCAAAAAAUCACUAGUGUAUCUGGGAAGGGUGAUACAGUCGAAGACAUUCUGGUCAUGAGAACGGACAAUAGUAUAGCUGAGGGGGCGAUUGGUGAAGCUCUUAGUCUUAGUGCCACUGGACCUAGAGAGACCCUUAGUGCUUCCAUAAACAAGUUAAGCUCAAUGAGAGGAGAUGCUGAACCUCCAUCAGGUUCUCAACAGGAAGAACCUCCAGCUGCAGUGCCAGGGUCCAGUGAGCUGCAAGAUUCUGUUUGGAAACUACCUAAGGAUAAUGCUAUUCAGGACAGAGUUCAUGCGGUGCAAAAUCUUAUGUUGCAAGAGAAUGUUGAUGACUACAUUGAGAAUGGCUCUUUGGACCCUGCGGUUCAGCAGAAACUUGUUGUCACACCUGCACAUAUCACUGUUGUUGGAGAGAAAUGUAUUGGUCCAUUCACCGGAGAAGCAACUGAUACAUUGGUGGAGGAGAAUCCCACUGGUAAUGGGUAUGCAGACCAGGAUGAAAUAACUAAAAGGAGGAAAGUGACAGUUUCUUCACAUGAAAAUGCAGAGGCCCUGCCAACCACAGAAGUUAUUAAAUCUGAGAAGCAAAACGGCAGUGGCCAGUUGAUAGGAUUCACAAGAAGGAAAAGGAAGAAAGAAGUACUUGCCUAGGGUGAAUGAAUACUUUCCAUAAGCUACAGCAUGCCUGC
This is a messenger RNA of Lolium rigidum, 1301 nucleotides long. RefSeq lists its product as uncharacterized. The coding region runs from base 40 to 1263 and encodes 407 amino acids. The transcript has 2 exons. Lineage: Eukaryota; Viridiplantae; Streptophyta; Magnoliopsida; Poales; Poaceae. The record is from RefSeq and is a predicted model, not a curated record.